Nomia melanderi (Alkali bee) is the source of this 3211-nucleotide messenger RNA. Its product is annotated as O-acyltransferase like protein-like. Gene Ontology annotation, molecular function: acyltransferase activity, transferring groups other than amino-acyl groups. The record is from RefSeq and is a predicted model, not a curated record. NCBI's taxonomy places the organism in Eukaryota, Metazoa, Arthropoda, Insecta, Hymenoptera, Halictidae.
UUUCGAUACCGGGGAGGUUUGCUCCCCACCAUUUCUCUAGCACUUUCAUUACUACCAAGAUAUUCAUCCGGCGAGGUCAUUUUUCUACCAUUGCCAGCCGCGUCGUUCUAGGUGAUUCUUGGCCAUCGGACGUGGAGGAAGACGUGCCACGGGGGCCACAGGAACCAGUUCCACGGACCGCGAAGGGCCAGAGAGGACUUUGCUCGCGAUCUUUCCGGGGGCAGGGCACAGUCUCGCGCGUGAACGGUGCACGCUCGUUCCUCUUCGGACGACCCGCCGGUGUCAUUCACGAUGAGAACGGAAGUGGAGCGCGAGCAGACACCCCAGCAACGGACAACGCGACCGCGAAGAUUCACGUGAUACGCGUCCUCCUGAACAUUCUCCAGUGAACAAUCACCGUCUCCAUAUUUUCGGAACAUUCGGAAGACGCGUCGCGCUCGUUCGUGACACUCGACGGCUUGUAUUCCAACUGACUGUGAUAAACCGCGGAUCUUGACGGAAGGACACUUCGGCGAAGCUCGACACAGCUGACCAUGUCCGGUUGAAGUUCGAAUUCAGAGCGAUUUUCUCAAUUGGCCAGCGUGUAAUCGGUGGAAUAAAUAUUCUUAGGACAAUGAGUCGUUCGCGGGCCCUAGUUCUGUUCGCGUUCGCGGCGGUUUGCUCCGCGAAAUCGCCUUCGAACGUGUCGCUGAAUCCCGCGCAGGAUCUUCCGACCACCGAGCGGACGAGGACUUGGUCGGACGUCGACGGUUUGUCGGGUGGAAACUGGACCACCCUGACGGAGGCGCUGGACGUGUUCAAUGUGCGUCAUCUUGCCAGCAACUGGACGGAGGGAAGAUAUCCUGUGGGCGAGCAGUGCGCCAAGGACCUGACCAGGUACAUCCGAGGACUGAAACGGCACGAGGGAUGGGCUCUGAAAGUGGACGACGCCUCGGGCCGCUACACGAACAGCUUCUUCUGGGGAAACUCGUACUACGUCGGCUCCUCGACGGAGUGCGUCUACAUCAACGAGAAUUACAGCAGGAAGAUGAAAACGGUCGUGAAGCCGGCAAUGGAGGAAGCGGCGGAGUUCAACGCGGAACCGCAGAAGCGGAACGCCGGUCUCACCGAGAACAACUUCUGGAGCGAGUCGAUGACGGUGAAGCCGCCGUACAAGCUCGGCUUCUACAUGAUGACGAUCUCGAUAAACGCCUCCGUGUCGCCAGUGACCAGGACGAUUUAUCUGGGCGUGUGCCUACCUUUCUCGUGCGCCGCGUCGGACGUCUCGGUGAUAGCGAGGCUAGCCGCCAGCGACCUCGCGGCCAGACACUCGUCUAUCCUGAAGGUCCGAGAUCAGCACAACAAGUACAACAUGUACGAGGACCCGAUCUUCUGGGCGCUGCUUGGUGGAACUACCAUGGUGUUCGUCCUAAUGGCGAUCAGCUCGGCGUACGACAUAUACGUGACGCGAAAGUACUCGCGAAGGAACGUGAUCUACGACUUGGAGAAGCACGCGAAGCUGGAACAACUAGCCGGCAGAAAUCAAAAGCCGUUAAGUGCUUUUCAAGGUAAGGUCUACCUUCCUGUUCCAGCGGCUGAGGUAAUCAUCGGCAGCCCCCAAUCGUUACCGGUUAAUAAUAACAACGAUCACGAGGGUAGCCUGCGAUCGAGCACGCCGGAAGUCUACAAAUUCAGCGUGUUGGAGGAGCUGUUGCUGUCCUUCUCAGUCCCGGCGAACGUGAGGAUCAUCUGCGAGGGGAAAGUGGGCGGCGACACGAUCAGCACCAUCCACGGUCUCCGCGUGAUAUCGAUGGCAUGGGUGAUCCUCGGGCACACCUGCAUCACCGCGUUCAAGUACGCCGACAACAUGGAGUACCGGAAGGUCGUCGAGAGGAAGUUCUUCUUCCAGACGAUCACCAACGGCGCGUUCAGCGUCGACACGUUCUUCUUCAUGGGCGGGCUGCUGGUCAGCUUCCUGUUCUUCCGGACGAACGCGAAGGGCGACCUGAAGACGCUCACGCAAGGCACGCGCGGCAUCGUUUCCGGCAGCCUGAAAUUCAUUGGACUACUGAUCUACCGGUUCUGCAGGCUGACCGCUCCGUACAUGUUCGUGCUGGGCGUCGUGCAGAUCGCGAUGAAAUGGUUCCACUCGAACUCCGUGUUCGAGCCGCCCACCGCGGACCAUUACAACUGUCCGAAUUAUUGGUGGCGGAACUUGCUCUAUAUCAAUACGCUGUUCCCAGUUGAGCAAAUGUGCAUGAUCUGGAGCUGGUACGUCGCGGACGACACGCAAUUCUACAUCGUCGGCGCGGUGAUACUGGUCCUGGCGACGAACCACUUCAAAAUCGCCACGUUCGCGCUCACCACCCUGCUCCUCAGCUCAUGGCUGACCACCGGGUACAUCGCCCUGGCGAACAACCAUAUGCCAACCUCCGACGACCCGCUGGCGCUCUUCGACAAGAUCUACGACAAACCGUGGACCAGGCUGGGACCUUAUCUGAUCGGCAUGUCGAUAGGGUAUUUUCUGUUCAAGACUGAUUGCAAGAUCAAGAUGAGCAAGACGACGGUUUGCAUCGGCUGGCUCUUCUCUUCGGCUUGUCUCCUGAGUUUGCUGUACGGCUUGUACGAAGCGGAUCUGAGUCCUCUGAUGGCUGCCGCUUAUUCCUCGCUGAGCCACAGUGUGUGGGCGCUUGGACUGUCGUGGAUCGUGGUCGCGUGCAGCACGGGUUACGGAGGGUAUGUUAACAGCAUUCUGUCAGCGCCGAUCCUGUACCCGUUCAGCAGAAUAACAUACUGCGCCUACUUGAUACAUCCGCUCGUGAUCCGACUGACAGCCUUGAACCUGGACUCGCCGUUUCAUUUAGGGAAUUAUACUAUGAUGAUCACAUUCCUUGGACAAAUGGUGCUAUCCUAUAUAUUGUCCUUUAUUAUAUCGUUGUCGUUCGAGGCUCCCAUAGUGAGCAUGCUGAAAAUACUUUCCCCGAAGAAACGGAAACGCAUACAGUGAGACAGUGAUAUAGCUGUUAAGCAGAACACACACACACACGUCUGGUAAUUAUUUAUACACGUCUUUAUUGUAAUCGAUGCUGAAAGAGAAGAGGAAAGAUUCUUGUGAAACAAUGAGGACAACGACGAGUUACAAAACAUUGUGUGUGUGUGUGUGAAUGAGUGAGUGAGUAAGUGAGUGAAUGAGUGAAUGAGUGAGAGAGUGUAUGUGUUGUUGUAAAGCUAU